Messenger RNA from Dermacentor albipictus, 2389 nucleotides. RefSeq names its product integrator complex subunit 13 asun (gene asun). Gene Ontology annotation, cellular component: integrator complex. The record is from RefSeq and is a predicted model, not a curated record. Gene Ontology annotation, biological process: regulation of mitotic cell cycle; centrosome localization. NCBI's taxonomy places the organism in Eukaryota, Metazoa, Arthropoda, Arachnida, Ixodida, Ixodidae.
CAAAUAUGGCAGCCUAAACAAAAUGGCAUAAAAUAGCAAUUUAUGAAAGUAAGCAUGCAUGUUUAUUAUAGGUGUUCCGCAAGCAUGCUGUGUGAGGUUAGUGCGGUACUACAGAAGUGAUACUGUAAAGACACUUAACUGAAACCUCCAAUUCAUUGUUCUUCUAUCUAGGGCGCUGUGAAAGCCUAUCAUGACGUUUCCCGUCUGCCACAAGACUGUGUUCGUGCUCGAUCACAGCCCGUACUUUCUAACCUCGUGCCAACAGCACAUCGAGUUCGACAUCUUCACGAAGACGCGGCAGCCAGGCAUCAUCCCGCUGGCUCCCAUCUCGAAAUCGCUUUGGACAUGCAGCGUCGAAGCAGCGUUCGAGUACUGUCGUAUCGUGUGGGACAUUUUCCCGACAAAUAAACUCAUCAGAUUCGUCGUCAGCGGCACUUCGGCUCGCUAUUUGAAUUCGUGGAUGCAGGAAGACCAGAGUAUGUCCUACCUGAUGGCCGUUAUGGCCCAAGUGGGUGCGCCUUCGGAAACUGGGGCUGCUAAGGACUACAACAUUAUCACCGGACUCACCGCCGCGAUAGAAGCCCUGUGCGAGUGUAGCGAAGUGCAGCACGAGUGCCGCACGUCUCUUACCGAAACGGCUGGGAAGAUGGUCAACAGAGGUCGAAUCGUGUGCAUCACUUCGAUGAAAACGGACGCUGAGAUACGAACGCUCGAGGAGAGGUUCUACAACCUACUAACAGAGCACAACAAACUGGCGUCUGGGACAGAUUGCCUCAUGCCCGUGCAUAAGUGCGAACUGGUCGUGCUCCUUACCUGCCCUGUCAAUAAGGAGAUAGAUAUGGCCGGCUUCUCAAAGCGCGAUGUCGGAUCCGUGCUGAGCAGUGAAGUUCACAGGUGCCGAUCGGGAAGGCAUCUAGCCGUGAAACUGGGAUACCUGGUUCAAAUUCACUACAAUCUGGCUUCCACAACUGUCACUGGUAUCCCCAUGAAGGAAGAACAGAACGCAAACUCGUCUGCAAAUUACGACGUUGAGCUCCUGCACCCAGCCGCUGCUCACACAGAGCUGUUCAAGACUGGCUUCAGUAAUACGGAGGGUGUGCAUGUGAGCACAGUGAAAGAAGGACAAACAUAUGAAACAGUUACUCUAAAAUGGUGCACUCCACGCUCAAAUAGCGUAGAGUUGCAGUACUGCACAGGAGCGUUCAGGAUUACCCCCGUCGAUAUUAACAGCAGGCCAUCGUCAUGCCUCACGAACUUUCUCCUCAGUGGCCGCGCUGUAAUGCUUGAAAUGCCGAGAAAGUCGGGCUCCAAAGUGAUGUCCCACAUGCUUGCCAGUCAUGGUGGAGAGAUAUACAUUCACACAUUGGGGACUGGUCGGUCCACACUUGAAGACCCACCUUCAAUUAGCGAGGGCUGUGGUGGGCGAGUUACUGACUACAGAAUCAAUGACUUUGGAGAAUUCAUGAAGGAUAACAAGCUUGUGCCCUUCAACGUAGGCCCAAAUGAUCGCCAGGAGCCGCCCAUUCAGCGUGCCCUGAAGAGGCUGCAAAGGCUUACCCAGUAUUGGCCCAUGGUGAUUAGCCACACAACCAUCUUCAACAUGGCUUCACAGUUGGACCCUCUUCUCACCUUAAUAACCAAGGAGACCUUGACACCAGAUGAGAUCAUUGAGUGCAAGAAAGUCAUCUACCUUCUUGUUAGCAUGGAGAGCAAGGGUACUGCUCUGCCUGUGCCAACUAUUGGGAUGCGGGGUAAAGGGCCAAAGCGUGAAGAGCAGUAUAGAACCAUGUGGAACGAGCUGGAGAAUUACAUUAGAAUGCACUGCGUCACAGCUGAACAUAAUGUUAUCUUGGAUUGUCUCUUGGAGUGUAGGAAACCAGCUGAGAGUGAUGCUAGUGGAAAUAAUCAAAAGGCUGGCAUUUCAGGUGUUAAAAAGUCAACAGAAAAGGGACUGUCUGUAAAAGAUGAGAAGGGUGAAGGAAAAUGGUCAGAAGUUGACCUGAGCUGGCGGGAAGGAAAGUUUGGGGACACGGACAAAGUGGAAGAAGGAAGCUGCAAACCUCCUUUGGCGAAGAAAGCACGUAGUAGUGGUCUAGACGGAGACAUGCUGGGCUCUACUUCUCUACUGCACUUGUGGAGGAACAAAGUGAGCACAGAGAACGCUAGGAGACAUGUUGAAUUUGCUGGACGAUUAAAUGGGGAUGGCAAGGUGGCUAAGUUGUACCCAAAUCUUAACAUUGAUGGUAAUGACAAUGAAAAUGAGUCAAAACCAAAUGCCACUGCAAGGUCCUGAGGGGUUCGAAUGCUCCUUGAAGCAAAUUUGUCUGUAUAUAUGUAAAACAAUGCGCAUCAAUAAAUGUUCCAUGGAAUCUCCAUGGUGUGAAAUUUG